This is a messenger RNA of Ctenopharyngodon idella (grass carp), 6829 nucleotides long. It is a transcript of the gene kcnk4a, whose product is annotated as potassium channel, subfamily K, member 4a. Gene Ontology annotation, molecular function: potassium ion leak channel activity. The transcript is spliced from 8 exons. Bases 3028 to 4656 code for a protein of 542 amino acids. The record is from RefSeq and is a predicted model, not a curated record. Gene Ontology annotation, cellular component: membrane. NCBI's taxonomy places the organism in Eukaryota, Metazoa, Chordata, Actinopteri, Cypriniformes, Xenocyprididae. Gene Ontology annotation, biological process: potassium ion transmembrane transport; stabilization of membrane potential.
UUCAAAAAAUUAGAAUAUUUCCUAAGAUCAAUCAAAAAAUGGAUUUGCAAAACAGAAAAGUUCAAGUUCUUUAAAGUAUGUUCUUUUGUGCACUCAAUACUUGAUCGGCAGGACAUAUUACAGCAAAUGACUUGCUCCUAGCACAAAUUACUGCAUCAGUGAAGUGUGGCAUGGAAGUGAUCAGCCUGUGGCACUGCUGAGGCACUAUUGAGCCUUCAGAUCAUCUGUAUAUUGUUGGAUCGACUGUUUCGCAUCUUUCUCUUGAAAAUAUCCCAUAGAUUCAGGUCAGGCAUGUUGGCUGGCCAAUAAAGCACAGUAAUAUCAUGGUCAGCAAACCACUUGGAAGUGGUUUUUGCACUGUGGGCAGGUGCUAAAGUCCUGCUGGAAAAGGAAAUCAGCAUCUCCAUAAAGCUUGUCAGCAGAUGGAAGCAUAAAGUGCUCCAAAAUCUCCUGGAAGAUGGCUGCAUUGACUUUGCACUUGAUAAAACACAAUGGACCAACACCAGCAGACGUCACGGCCCCCCCAAAUCAUUAUUGACUUCAGAAACUUCACACUAGACUUCAAGCAGCUUGGAUUCUGUGCCUCUCCAGUCUUCCUUCAGACUCUGGGACCAUGAUUUCAACAUGAAAUGCAAAAUUUACUUUUAUCUGAAAAGAGGACUUUCGACCACUGUUCACUGUCCAGUUCUUUUUCUCCUUAGCCCAGGUAAGAUGCUUCUGACGUUGUCUCUGGUUCAGAAGUGGCUUGGUAGUCCUUUUCCUGAAGAUGUCUGAGUGUGGUGACUCUUGAUGCGCUGACUCCGGCUUCAUUCUACUCAUUGUGAAGCUCUCCCAAGUGUUUGAAUUGGCUUUACUUGACAGUAUUCUCAAGCUUGCGGUCAUCCCUGUUGCUUGUGCACCUUUGCCUACCCAAUUUCUUCCUUCCAGUCAACUUUGCAUUUAAUAUGCUUUGAUAUUUCACUCUGUAAACAGCCACCCCAUUCAGUAAUGACCUUCUGUGACUUACUCUCUUUGUGGAGGGUGUCAAUGAUUGUCUCCUGGACCAUUGCCAAGUCAGCAGUCUUCCCCAUUAGUGUGGUUUCAAAGAACAAAAGAUACCCGGAAUUUAUACUGUAGGGAUGGUCAUUAAAUGAAACUCAAAUGUAAAUAUUCUAAUAUUUUGAGAUACUGGAUUUUGGACUUUCAUUAGCUGUACGCUCUAAUCAACAAAUUUAAAAAAAAAAACUUUUGAAAUGUUUUACUUUACAUGUAGGGAAUCUAGAAUAUAUGAAAGUUUCAUUUUUUAAAAUAAUUUACAAUAAAAAAAUGAACUUUUUCACGAUAUUCUAAUUAUAUGACCAGCACCUGUAUAUGUCUUUAAAUUAAAGCUGCAGUCUGUAAGUUUUGCCUCUUUGUCGCCAUCUCUGUUUGAAACCUGCAAUUGCAGUUUGCGGAAUUAUCAUCUUUACAAGGUUGUGCAUUGACACGGCUCCUCAUCGCGGAUGAAUCAAAUGUUUGCUGUCAGUCACCACAUCGGUGUGGAUACUAUACUUCUGAAUCACAGAUUCUACGUCUUGGAAGUGUGACCAAAAUAAGAAUUUUCAUCAGAAAAUAUCAUCUGAACAAGUAAGUAACAUAUCUGCCACUUUUGUUCUGACCAACUGAGGGAAAAAAAAGCAUUACAAUAAAUCGCGCUGCCAAUGGUGAUUAAAUCAAACGAUUGCUUAGCUCGGAUCACGUCAAACCGUGCAAAUUAUUAUUGUUAUACUUUCUCAAAUUGUUAAUGUUAACAACAUCGGCAUUGCGUGACUAUGUGUAUUUAGUGUGUAUUAGCAUUACCUGUAGAUUUCAAUUUCUGUAGCCACUCCGCAGUCCGAAGUCUUUUGCUUUUGACUACGGGUGAAUCUGCAGUUGUCACUGAUGAUUGUCGUUUGGACCUUUCUGGAUUACAAUCUGCCAUCAAAAUGAUAAAUUUAAUUAUUGCAGCUGCUGUGAGAAGAGGCUAUAAAUUAUGCAUCACCUGCAGCAUCCUUCACAUGCCAUACAAGCCUAUUAGCUGGGACUCCUUCUUUAUGUAAACGUGACGUAAUGAGGCAAAGACGUACGGCUGCAUGCUCGAAUUUCCCGCGGAAACCCACCAGUACCACCCGAAUUAGAAAGCAUUAUUACAAGCUUACCGUUGUGAAUCGAGCUAAGGUAAGGAGAUAGUUUUGAACACUGGCUGGUUAUGUACUUGUUCAAAAAUUGAUUUUGGAUCAUUUUUAACCAAAAAAAGUUACGGCCUGCCGCUUUAAAUAGAAGUAAUACUGAAAUUGAUUUCUGGACAUUAUAAUGUUAUUUUAUUUGUGCAUUUAUUAUUGCACAUUUCUGAUGUUAAUUAUUAAUAAUUUUUUCAGGUGGUAUAUUUACAAUAUAACAAUGCCUCUCGUUUCGAUACGGUGUAAGCUGCAUUGACCAAUCAGCAUACAGGAUUAUAUACGUGAAACUUCACUUGCGUUCUUCAUAACAACACUGUUCCAAUCCGUCCGAGUUUUUUAGACUUUGGAGCCUAAAAUAUGUAAUAUAAAAUCUCGAUAUAACCCCAAUGGUUUAUAUACAAAGAAGAGAUGAAAGAAGAGAGAAGAGUGCUCAACAAAGAUGUUUUAAACUCUUGAAACCGAUUAAUAAACUGUCAGCAUUCUUGCGUGUCUCUGCCAAACAGACCUCUCUCCCCUCCUCUCUCUCGGUCUCUUCCCUGCUCUUUUUCUUCUCAUGUUGGCAGCUUCACGUUAAGUCUUUGGAAUGGGGAAAGUCCUGAUGAGUGUAUGUAUCCUCCUCACAGUGGUCUGCUGGAGAAAGGGAACUCCUCACCGUCACCCACUCCCGACGGAACCGCGCGCUGAGGUUUUUGUACGGGCCAGUGAAAGAGGCUGUACGGAGACAAGAAGAGUGUGUAAACCAUUACAGUAAGCAGCUGAUAUGGAGGAGAAGGAGAAAACGGUGGAUUUGGAAAAACUUAUGUCAUAAGUAUGCGGCAUCUUGUUUGACGUCGCCCAGCACCUCAUAGCCAUGCGGUACAAAACACUGUUGACCAUCCUGGCAGCCGUGCUGCUGUAUUUGGUGUUGGGGGCUCUGGUGUUCGGCUGGCUGGAGUCCUCCAGGGAGGAAUGGGCUCACCGCGAGCUGCUGACAUCUCGAAUGGCUUUCCUACAGAACCACAGCUGCGUCACGCCUUACAGUCUGAGCGAGUUCAUGGAGAAAGUGGUUGAUGCCAUUGAGGCAGGUGUGGAUGCCAGAAACACAUCAGAUUUUACCAGCAGAUGGGAUCCAUCAAAUGCUUUCUUCUUCUGUGGUACCAUCAUCACCACCAUCGGCUUCGGAAACAUCUCGCCCAAGACAGAAUGGGGUCAGUUGUUCUGUAUAUUUUAUGCUCUGGUGGGGAUCCCCAUGUUUGGGAUACUGUUAGCAGGGGUUGGAGACCACCUGGGCACCUUGCUGCGGAGAGCAGUGGCAAAGAUCGAGACUUUGUUUUUGCGCAAGGGUGUGAAGCCCACCAGUGUGCGUGUAAUCUCCGCUGUCUUCUCCAUCCUGAUUGGCUGCUUAGUCUUCAUCGCCGUGCCGACCAUGGUGUUUCAGAAAAUGGAGAGCUGGAGCUUGUUGGAAGCAGUGUACUUUGUUGUGAUCACCCUUACCACGGUGGGCUUUGGGGACUAUGUGGCAGAGAACAGAAGAGAUGGAAUGCACCUGUACAAGCCAUUGGUGUGGUUGUGGAUAGUGUUUGGUCUGGCGUAUUUUGCAUCUAUCCUCACUAUGAUUGGAAACUGGCUUAGAGUGCUGUCAAAGAAGACGCGUGCAGAGAUGGAGGAGCUGAGAGCUCAUGCCACAGACUGGACUCAGAACAUCCAGAACAUGUCCAUGGACUUCCGUAUUCCAGUGCCACUGGAUCUCAACGACCCCUUUCAGCUCCAGCGGCGACGCAGAAGAAAGCGGCACCGCCGUCAUCGCCACCCAAGACUGAGCGUGGCAGGAAUGGCUCGUGGAAUCUCCCUCGAUGCUGAUGUUAUCCGAGAGAAUGGACAUCUGAUCCUCGGUUGGCCUUCGUGCAAGUAUACCCCAGCGUCUGAUAAUAGGUCUGAAGUGCUGUCCCGAUCCAAGUCGUGGUGUAGGGUAGAUGGGGCGUAUGAGAUGAGACCAGGAUCGAGGCUGACGGUUGGACCUGCAUCAAGAUCCAUCUCACGUUUAGAUCUGAAACCACCAUCGCGAUCCGGGUCCAGAGCCAUGUCCAGGUCCCCUUCAGAAUCUGAAUCAGGAUCAGUCUCUGAAUCCGAGACUCCGUCAGAAUCCUGGUCGGAAUAUGCGUUCAGUUCCCGUAACUCAGAGGACCUGGAAUCUGGAGCCGAGGGGUCUCAGAGAUCACUGGGAAGUCUAAAGGAUGUUCCGGUCAUCAUGGUUGCCAGCUGCACUCCACCCCACCCCUCCCUUCUGGACUUUUUUGGCGAGAACUUGGCGUACAUCGACGAGUCUUCAGACGCUCUUAGCGAUCGUGUCAAACCAGCUGGACAGAAUCGCCAACGCAAACCCAAGAGGAGGAGUACGACGAGACAGAUUCCCUGCUCGCAUCCCAUCGGUCUACAGAGGGAGAUCAGUAAUGAAAUACAACCCCCAUCACAUCCUCCGACCCCUCCACCUCAAACCUGAGAAAUGAACAUUUGGCCAAGGGCUCUUAGCUAUACACAUCACAGUUUGACAUCACAGAUGCCAAACAUACGGAGCCCCGCACAUGACAUGUAAGAAAAAAACUAAAUUGUGUGCAAGAUUAACUAUUUUGUUCCCUCGAUUUACUAAAUUGUCCAGCCUAUUUAUCAUUUAGUUCCCUCGAUUUACUAAAUCGUGUGCACAAUUUACUGUUUCGUUCCCUUGAUUUGCUAAAUCGUGCGCCUGAUUUAUUAUAGUGUUCCCUCAAUUUACGAAAUCAUGCGCACCAUUAACUAUUUCGUUCCCUCGAUUUACUAAAUUGUACCCACGAUUUCUAUUUCAUUCCCUCGAUUUGCUAAAUAGUGUGCACAAUUUACUAUUUUGUUCCCUCGAUUUGCUAAAUAGUGUGCACAAUUUUCUAUUUCAUUCCCUCGAUUUGCUAAAUUGUGUGCACAAUUUACUAUUUCGUUCCCUCGAUUUGCUAAAUAGUGUGCACAAUUUACUGUUUCGUUCCCUCGAUUAACUAAAUAGUGUGCACAAUUUACUGUUUCGUUCCCUCGAUUUGCUAAAUAGUGUGCACAAUUUACUGUUUCGUUCCCUCGAUUAACUAAAUAGUGUGCACAAUUUACUGUUUCGUUCCCUCGAUUUGUUAAAUAGUGUGCACAAUUUUCGGUUUCAUUCCCUCGAUUUGCUAAAUUGUGCGCACAAUUUUCUAUUUCAUUCCCUCGAUUUGCUAAAUUGUGUGCACAAUUUACUAUUUCGUUCCCUCGAUUUGCUAAAUAGUGUGCACAAUUUUCUAUUUCGUUCCCUCGAUUUGCUAAAUUGUGCGCACAAUUUUCUAUUUCAUUCCCUCGAUUUGCUAAAUAGUGCACACAAUUUACUAAUUUGUUCCCUCAAUUUAUUAAUUGUGUGCAAAAUUUAGCAAAUCGAGGGAAUUAAUUAGGAAAUCGUGGGCACAAUUUAGCUAUUAUUUUUUUCCUGCAUGUCAUUUGUGGGGCUCUGUACAAACUGAUGCAGACCAACACAAAUGUGCAUGUAAAUAUAGCUUAAAUUAAAAUUAUUUGUGUCCCAGACAAACAUACAGGGGUUUUGUUCAGAAUAGCAUACUACCUACUACCUACUACCUGCAGUAUAUGUAAAAUACCAUUCAAAAGUUUGAGGUUGGUACAUACUGUAAUUGCUAAUUGUAUAAAGAUACUGUCACUUUUGUUCAGUUUAAUGCGUCCUUGCUGAAUAAAAGUAUUCAUUUAUUUAGAAAAAAGAUCUCACUGACCCCAAACUUUUAAAUGGUAGUGUUUAAUGUGCAUAACAAGUUCUAAUGCUGCAACACUUGCUGAAAUAUCCUGUAAAUAAUAAAACGCACUGUACUGUGUGCUGUAGUGUAGCCUAUCCCACAAUGCAGUUUGCUUGCCUUGACUAUCCAUUUCCAGAUUAACCUGAUGUAACAUCACCCAUCACCCCAUUAUUUUCAUUUGUUAAUUGAACGGAGUAAGACAUUUUGAGAAAACGUUAAAUAAAAAGUGCAAAAUAACCAUUUUUAUUUCCAAAAUGAUAACUAGUGGACACUGGUUGGUGAUAACUAGUGAUAACUGAUAACUAGUGGAUGCUGAAUUAAACAUGCAUAAUGAUGAGGUCAUGUGGCAACAGUAUAGCAUACUUUGAAAAAUAAAAUUAGAUGUAUAAUGUGUUCUCUCAUUAUAUAUAUAUAUAUAUAUAUAUAUAUAUAUAUUUAAAAUCAGUAGUAUUCCAUUCUGAACAUAGCCAGAAAGCUGAGGACAUUUCAGCAAUGCAACAUGAUUCUUCAUCAAAUCAGAUGUUUGGGUUUUUUUUUUUCAAGGUUUGAUUUGUCACUGUGAUCAUCUGUCAUAUUUUAGUUAUUAAAAUAUUUAAUAAUAAAAAAAUUCACUGUAAAUUGUAUGUCAGUCUAAUAGGUUAGUAUUCUGCUUUUUAACCAAAAACUCAUAAAUGCCGUUAUAUUUUAGGAGUGUUUUUAGUGCCUUGCUUGUUUAUGACCCCCUAAUCUGUAUUCCACUUUUUAUAUUGUGCAUGAUAUAGCUGACUAUAAAGUCUCAAAUAGAGACUUUUUGAUAUAAGAUGCACAUAAUUGAAAUGUCAUUUUAUUUGUGUGCCAAAUUGGUUAUAAUUUCAUUGUCAUGAAUACAAAACACAGCUGUGA